AUGUCCGGCUUUCAACCUCGCCCCAAGCGGGCGGGUGAAGACUUCACGAGAACACACCAUGAAGAAGAGGAUGCGACCGGAACGUCGUCGAAGAAACCCCGGUUUGAUCUGCGAAACCCUUCCACGCUGGCUCCAGAUGCCUUAGACGACGAUGUUGUUCUGGAUGCGGACGAAAUUGGCCGUCGCGGGCAACAAGUGCGCCGCAAAGCCGUCAAUCUCGAUGGGUACGACUCGGAUAGCGACAACGAAGGCUUCGAUGCGCGGUCUGAGGCCAAGGCCAAGGCCAGUCGCGCGAAACAGGAGGCCGACGAGGAUGACAUGUUUGCCGAACUGCAAGAGGAUUUCGGCGCAGAGGAGGUCGACGGCGACGAGGCCAUGCGCAAGAACAAGAAAAAUGUGCGCUUCCUGCGAGACGACGAAAUCGAGGGCCAAGUCGCCGGGUCGAAGGGAGGUGGCACACUGCAUGCGGACCUGAGCCGAGGGGCCGGCGAAGUGGACGUGGACGAGGAGGAGAGCGAGAGUGAAAUCGGCGAGGAAGAACGUGCUCAAGUCGAUGGGGAAAUGGAUGAGGAGCUAGGGGCAGGGUCGAAGAAAAAGCAUGCGCCCUUGCUCGACGCUUUCAACAUGAAGACGGAGCAAGAAGAGGGCAAGUUCGAUGAUCAAGGCAACUACAUUCGCAAAGCCGUCGACCCUGAUGCAGUCUACGACACCUGGCUGGAAGGCGUCUCGAAGAAGGACAUGCGCCGCGCAAAGGAGGCUGCCGAGAAAAGAGAGACCGAGAGGAAGGAAAAGGACCGGGCCAGCGACAGCGUCCUAGCAUCCGAUGUGUUGAAAACCCUCAUUGUCCACCUCAAGCGAGGAGAAACAAUAUUAGAGGCGCUGGCCCGGAUAGGCAAGGGAGCUCCCAAAAAACCGAAAUGGCAGAACAAUCGCAACAAGAACCGAUCCAAGCAAAAGCAGACCGCAGCGGAAGAUGCAGACAUGACUGAGGACGAUCCCAACGAGACUGCGCGGAAGAAGGCAAUUGAUGAUAUUACGGGUGCGGCGGAUAUCCUCAUGACCAGAGGCCAGGCUGACAUCUACGAUACGGAACGUGAGCUGUUGACGAGGCAAUAUCGUCGGGAAACAGGGGAUGAAUGGAUUGAUCCGCCGGAGGAGGAUCCGGCCAGCACUGGCGACGCUCAGAGUCCUGCUAUGUGGCAAUUUCGUUGGUCUGAUGCUCGAGACGGUGGCAUCGUACAUGGUCCGUACGAUAGUGCAACGAUGGAGUCAUGGAAACACGCUGGUUACUUCGGUGAAGGCGUUGAAUUUCGACAAACAACAGACACAGGCGAAUGGCGAAGGGACGUUGAUUUUACCUCUCAAUAA
Messenger RNA from Aspergillus steynii IBT 23096, 1368 nucleotides. Its product is annotated as GYF domain-containing protein. The coding region runs from base 1 to 1368 and encodes 455 amino acids. Gene Ontology annotation, cellular component: U5 snRNP. Gene Ontology annotation, molecular function: protein binding. The transcript has a single exon. NCBI's taxonomy places the organism in Eukaryota, Fungi, Ascomycota, Eurotiomycetes, Eurotiales, Aspergillaceae. The record is from RefSeq and is a predicted model, not a curated record.